GCACUGUUAGGACGUGCGCAAAUACAGAUAGCAACGGACAAUGCAAAUAUAGCAAACAUUAAUCACAUUCCACUGUCAAUGCAUUUAAGUUACUUUUAAAAGUCAUUUGCGAGUAGAGAAGUGUCUCAAAAUGUUCGCAGGGUUACCAGAGCUUGGAAUAUCCAAUGGAGAAGAUCUGAAAGAAACUCUCACUAACUGUACAGAGCCUCUGAAAGCCAUCGACCAGUUUCAGAUGGAAAAUGGCAUAUUGUUGCCAACCCUACAGUCUGCAUUGCCUUUCCUGGAUCUUCACGGCACUCCGCGACUGGAGUUUCAUCAGUCUGUGUUUGAUGAGCUUCGAGAGAAACUGAUGGAACGUGUUGCCACCAUUGCAGAUGGCAAAGAUGAAGACAGAUAUGUUAAGCUGGAAGAACUUCUGGAGAAAAGCUUUCCAUUGGUGAAGAUGCCAUCCAUACAGCCUGUUGUCAUGCAAGUGCUGAAACAUUUGCCAAAGGUGCCUGAGAAGAAGCUGAAGCAGGUGAUGGCUGAUAAAGAGCUCUAUAAAGUCUGUGCGGUGGAGGUGAAACGUCAGAUUUGGCAGGACAAUCAGGCUCUGUUUGGAGAUGAAGUGUCUCCUUUGUUGAAGCAGUAUAUUGUGGAGAAGGAAGCAGCUCUGUUCAGCAGUGAUCUGUCCAUCCUACACAACUUUUUUAGUCCUUCUCCCAAAACACGCCGGCAGGGUGAGGUAGUGCUGAAGCUGACACAGAUGAUUGGGAAGAACGUGAAGCUUUAUGAUAUGGUACUUCAGUUUUUGCGGACUCUGUUCCUUCGGACACGGAACGUGCACUACUGCACCCUGCGUGCUGAGCUGCUCAUGUCCCUUCAUGACCUGGACAUCAGCGAGAUCUGUUCAGUGGACCCCUGCCACAAGUUUUCCUGGUGUUUGGAUGCCUGCAUCAGGGAAAAGUUUGUGGAUGCUAAACGGGCUCGAGAGUUACAAGGCUUCCUAGAUGGGGUGAGGAAAGGACAAGAACAAGUUUUGGGUGACUUGUCAAUGAUUCUCUGUGACCCAUUUGCCUGUAACACAUUAGUGUUGAGCACAGUGAGGAACCUUCAGGAACUGUUGAGCCAGGAGGCCCUGCCCAGAGACAGCCCAGAUCUUCUCCUGCUGUUGCGGAUGCUUUCUCUUGGGCAGGGGGCGUGGGACAUGAUUGACAGCCAGGUUUUCAAAGAGCCCCGUAUGGAUUUAGAGGUGGUAACACGCUUCCUACCUGCUAUGAUGUCAAUAGUUGUAGAUGACUACACGUUCACUGUGGAGCAGAAACUUCCCAGUGAGGAGAAGACCUCUCUCACGUACCCCACCACCCUGCCUGAAACUUUCUCCAGGUAUUUGCAAGAAAACAGGGUGGCUUGUGAGAUUGGUCUUUAUUAUGUGCUUCAUAUUGCCAAGCAGAGGAAUAAGAAUGCACUACAGAGGCUUCUGCCUGCACUGGUGGAUACCUAUAAUGACAUGGCAUUUGGAGACAUCUUCCUUCAUCUUCUCACUGGUCAUCUGACUCUACUCUCUGAUGAAUUUGGAUCAGAAGAGUUUUGUACUGCUGUCUUUGAUAAUUUCCUCCUCUCUUCCUUUUCAAGUAAGGAGAACGUUCACCGUCACAGUCUUCGCUUACUCAACCAUCUACAUCAGAAGAUGCUGCCAUCCUUCUUGGAAACACUGAUGAAAACAUUUGAACCACCAAAACAGAGCAGUGAGCCAGUGAAGGAGCUGUAUACCCUGUUGAAGGAAAAACUUGAGGCCUCUAAGAAAAGCCCUCCAGAACCAGAGGAGCCCCCCUCUCUGGAUUUAGGCCUUCACCCUGUUACUGUCCCACCCACUCCCUCCACACCCACUACCCCACACUGAGAGAGACUACCACUAGAGAGCCGCAAUCUAGUCUAAAGUCCAGGAGGAUAUAGACUACACGUCUAGUUGUAUAAUGGUUGACUUGAACACAGUGCUUAUUUUAAUUGUGACAAAUUGACUUUUUGUUUAUUUUGAUUUUUCUUUAAUAUAUAUAUAUAUAUAUAUAUAUAUAUAUGUGGGUCAUUUUAAAGCUUUUUGUGGGCUAAAGUCCUUUUCAAUUUAUAUACUUGUUUUAAGAAUGUAGUCUUGUUUAAUUGGUGAAUAAAUAAAAUAUACUGUCUUAUGUACAGUCA
Xyrauchen texanus (razorback sucker) is the source of this 2175-nucleotide messenger RNA. RefSeq names its product negative elongation factor complex member B (gene nelfb). The record is from RefSeq and is a predicted model, not a curated record. Gene Ontology annotation, cellular component: nucleus; NELF complex. Lineage: Eukaryota; Metazoa; Chordata; Actinopteri; Cypriniformes; Catostomidae. Gene Ontology annotation, biological process: negative regulation of transcription elongation by RNA polymerase II. The coding region runs from base 131 to 1882 and encodes 583 amino acids. The transcript has 13 exons.